Messenger RNA from Loa loa (African eye worm), 411 nucleotides. RefSeq lists its product as hypothetical. NCBI's taxonomy places the organism in Eukaryota, Metazoa, Nematoda, Chromadorea, Rhabditida, Onchocercidae. The transcript has 3 exons. The coding region runs from base 1 to 411 and encodes 136 amino acids. The record is from RefSeq and is a predicted model, not a curated record.
AUGCAAGUUAAAACUGAUAAUUCAUUAAUACCACCGGUAUUUGAGCGUGAAUUACUUGCUUCAAAACAUAUGGAUAUUAUACCGCUUGAUACGGUAGAUGAAAUUGUAUGGGUGCUAACAUAUAAUGAAUAUGGCCGGUUUAUGGCCGAAACAAGAAAUGAUACAUAUCCAAUUGCACAACGUGUAAGUGAGGAAAAUUUAUUAUGGAAAAAAGGUGAAGAUGAUUAUUCACGUCGAACGUAUCUUCCACGUGAUGAUACACCACUUGAAUUGGUAUAUUUUUGUCGUCGCAUCUAUGAUUGUAAGCAGCAAAAAAUUGAAACAAAAAAUUGGCGGAAAAAACAAUCAAAUGAAGCGUUCUCGUCGUCAUCCAUGGAAACAUCGAACACGAAAACAUCGCUGAAAAAUUGA